This is a messenger RNA of Lethenteron reissneri (Far Eastern brook lamprey), 2408 nucleotides long. RefSeq lists its product as uncharacterized. Gene Ontology annotation, molecular function: nucleic acid binding. The record is from RefSeq and is a predicted model, not a curated record. NCBI's taxonomy places the organism in Eukaryota, Metazoa, Chordata, Hyperoartia, Petromyzontiformes, Petromyzontidae. Gene Ontology annotation, biological process: DNA integration.
CACAACCAGAACAUACCAUCCCAAGGCUCGAGCUGUGUGGAGCUGUUCUUGCUACAGAGGUGGCGGAACUGAUCUUAGACGAAUUGGACAUCAAACUGGACGCGGUCAAGUUCUACACGGACAGUAAGGUCGUACUAGGCUACAUAAACAACCAAACCAGAAGGUUCUACACCUACAUCAGCAACCGGGUGGAGUGCAUCAGGGGAUCGACGCAGCCGGAGCAAUGGAAUUACGUUCCAACUGACCAGAAUCCAGCAGAUCUCGCAACUAGGUCCGUCCCUGCAUCUCUGCUGAAUCAAACCAUCUGGCUGACGGGUCCAGCGUUCCUGUUACGACGUGACGGUGGCCCAUGUUCUACCAAGGAGACCUUUGGACUCGUAGAGCCCGAGUCUGACAAGGAGAUUCGUCCUCAAGUGACAACUUUCAUAACUCAUGUGCGACCAAGAAGUCCACUGAGUCCACACCAUUUUGAACAUUUCUCGAAAUGGACGACGCUCGUGCGAGCGAUAGCACAUUUAACGGAUAUCGCAGACUGCUUCCAUCGCCCGAUGAGAGGCACCACUGGUAGCUGCAAUGGAUGGCAUUACUGCACAGUGCCACGCACUGAAGACGAGCUUUCCAGAGCAAGGAAAUCAAUCUUCCGCUGUGUGCAACAGGCAGCUUAUGCAAGUGAGAUCAAAGCCAUCAACAAGGGAGAAGACCUUCCUAGGGUCAGCACCCUCAGGAAGCUAAACCCCGGGAUGGACAAAGACGACUUGCUCAGGAUCCGUGGUCGGCUAGGGAAUGCAAAAUUAGAUGAGAAUGAACGAAACCCCCUCAUAAUCCCAAGCCAGAGCCACAUCGCAAUCUUACUCGUGCGCCACUACCACGAGAAGGUCAAGCACCAAGGUCGGCACUUCACAGAAGGAGCAAUCCGAUCUGCAGGGCUGUGGAUCGUUGGAGCAAAGAGGUGCAUCGCCAGCACAAUCCACAAGUGUAUCCGGUGUCGCAAGCUACGUGGAAAACAGGAAGAACAGAAAAUGGCAGACCUCCCAGCCGAUCGACUCAGUGUGGAACCUCCCUUCACCUCUGUAGGGAUUGACGUGUUCGGACCGUGGACAGUCAUCUCCCGCCGCACCAGAGGAGGGCUCGCGAACAGCAAACGUUGGGCAGUGCUGUUCACCUGUAUGAGUACACGAGCAGUGCACAUCGAAGUCAUCGAGUCCAUGGACUCUUCGAGCUUUAUAAAUGCACUCCGGAGGUUCUUCGCCAUCAGAGGGCCAGCCAAGCAACUCCGUUCUGAUUGUGGAACCAAUUUCAUAGGAGCAUGUAAAGAGCUUAAGAUCAAUACGGAGAAUGUCGAAGAUUAUUCUGUCAGGAAAUACCUUAGUGAUCAAGGCCGCACAUGGAUCUUCAAUCCUCCCCACUCUUCGCACAUGGGUGGAGCCUGGGAACGCAUGAUCGGGAUUGCUCGACGCAUUCUCGACUCCAUGCUAUGUGAUGUCGGGUCCACACGGCUCUCUCACGAGGUCUUGACCACUCUCAUGGCCGAGGUCUCAGCCAUAAUUAACUCAAGACCCCUGAUCCCCGUCUCAACCGACCCGGAGUCACCAUUCAUCUUGACUCCUGCUACACUUCUUACCCAGAAGACAGAUGUGCUCACAGCACCUACCGAGGAGGCCAGCACUGCAGACCUCUACAGACGUCAAUGGAGACAAGUGCAGAGCUUCGCGAACACGUUCUGGCAUCGCUGGAAAAACGAGUACCUUACGACACUCCAAGUGCGCAACAAGUGGCAGUCUAAUAGACCAGACAUCCAAGAAGGCGACCUCGUCCUACUGAAGGACAACCAAGCCAAACGGAAUGAGUGGCCAAUGGGCCGCAUCCUCAAGUCGAUUCCAAAUGCCGAUGGAAAAGUUCGAAAGGUCGAGGUUAUGAUUGCGAAGCAAGGUGUCGCAAGAACUUUCAUCAGGCCCAUAGUCGAGAUAGUACUACUUCUCUCUCGCAAAGAUAUGGACAAAUAAGUCGACCCGUUGAAGUUGUUAUACACUUGUUUAUGAGAUAGGAAAUAAAUGGUGGUAUCUCCUAGAUACCAGACGGGGAGUGUCUUGCCUCACGGCAGAUGGGGAGCGUAUGUAAACAGGAAGUUCCUGUUUUUUGAUGCUAAUGUUGGUCACGUGACCAGGAAGUGACGAUGUCAGAUUUCCACUGUACCACGCGGGCGUCAGCCAUUACACAGAUAAGUCAAGAUGGCGGCACGCAUCGCAUCUCAGUGAGACCACAGCCGCACUUAUCCAUUGUGGGAGCUUAAGAAGCAUUAUCUUUUUACCUGUUAAAUCAAUAAAUGACGAUCGGAGUUGGACGGUCAUCCUGGCUUCGAGGGUUUAUUGAACACAUGGUUGUCUACUCGACUAGCGGUGCAACGCAGC